Molecule: messenger RNA, 2204 nt
Organism: Lutzomyia longipalpis
Lineage: Eukaryota; Metazoa; Arthropoda; Insecta; Diptera; Psychodidae
Gene: APP-BP1
Product: nedd8-activating enzyme E1 regulatory subunit
Exons: 2
Coding region: 594-2156 (520 amino acids)
Biological process (GO): DNA damage response; protein ubiquitination; ubiquitin-dependent protein catabolic process
Cellular component (GO): cytoplasm; nucleus
Molecular function (GO): NEDD8 activating enzyme activity; ubiquitin activating enzyme activity
Source: RefSeq, a predicted model, not a curated record
UGCUGCAAAAUCAUCGUUUUCUCUCGCUCACACUUUCUAUUUUUCGCGAUUUUCUCGCAUUUUCCGGGCGCUUUUUCUGUCCGGGUGAGGUUUUUGGGGCGUAGGGGGGCGCUCCGCGUCGUUUGGCAUCAAAAAAAUCAAAAAUUCAAAUUUAUUUAAUUUCAAAAACUUCCCCAUACGUUACGAUGCAAGCUGAUUUAGUCGACGAUUCAGUGUUUUCCGCGAUUUUCUCGCAUUUUCCGGGCGAAUUUUCCGUCCGGGUGCGGGUUUUGGGGUGUAGGGGGGCGCUCCGCGUCAUUUGGCAUCAAAAAAGGGGAAAAUUCAAUUUUAUUUAAUUUCAAAAAGUCCCCAGAGUGUAAAAAGCCAAAAAACGGUAGUCUACUUUCAGGGGCAGCAGUGCAUCCCGCUCCCACUCUCACUCCAUCUCGCUCGCACAUCGUCUGUUUAGUCAGUACAUGUCGCAUGUUUAAAUGGGUGUUUGCUAGUUACAAUACAAGCUGAUUCAGCAGACGAACCAAAAAAAAAUGUUUGUUCCCGGAAAAAAAGAAAAUUCAAUUUAAUUUAAUUAAAAAGAAUAAAAAAAAGGAAGAAAAAUGUCUUCACCUGCCCCCAAAUCACCUGAGGUAUCGGAUAAGAGCAAGAAAUAUGAUCGGCAAAUCAGACUAUGGGGCGAGCACGGGCAGCAGGCUCUGGAAUCUGCCCAGGUGUGCCUGAUAAAUGCCACAUGCUUAGGAACGGAAAUUCUCAAAGGAAUCGUCCUUCCGGGCAUCGGGGGCUUCACAAUUGUUGACGCGAAGGUGACAACGGACGAGGAUGUUGGAUGCAAUUUCUUCCUUGAACCCUCAUCUGUGGGCCAAUCACGCGCUCAGUGCUGUGCCCAUUUACUCCAAGAACUCAAUCCCGAUGUUAAUGGGGACUAUGUGGAUGAGAACAUUGAUUCCUUGCUGGUUAAUAAUACGGAAUUCUUCAAAAACUUUGACCUUGUCAUUGGAACUGCCCUCAGUGAGAAGUCUACUGUGAUGCUGUCCACAAAGCUGUGGGAUUUGAAUAUUCCCUUCAUUGUGUGUCGCUCUGUGGGCUUCAUUGCAAGCGCCCGGCUGCAGAUUAGGGAGCAUUGUAUUGUCGAAGCGCAUCCCGACAGUAAGCAAACGGAUUUGCGACUGGAGGAACCCUUUGUAGCCCUCCGGGAGCACGUGGACAGCGUGGAAUUGUCCCCAAAGGUCCCAUGGCUAGUUGUGCUCUACAAAUUCUUGCAGGAAUGGUCAAAGGAUAAGCCACACGCCGUCCCAAAGGUUUACAAGGAGAAAUCCGAAUUGCGCGAUCUCAUCCGGGGGGCCAUGAAGAAGGAUGAGGAGAACUACGAGGAAGCCAUAAAGGCAGUGAAUUCCAGCUUUGGCGGUGGAAGACCCUCAGAUACCCUCCGGAAGCUCCUAGAUGAUCCGGAAUGUUUGAAUUUGAAGAAAGACUCCAAACCCUUUUGGAUCCUCGUGCGUGCUCUGAGGGAUUUUGUGGCGAAUGAAGGGUGUGGCUGGCUUCCUGUUCCGGGAAUUCUGCCCGAUAUGACAGCUGAAACAGCCUUCUACAUUGCCCUGCAGAAUGUCUACCGCAAUCAAGCGCUGGCCGAUGCUGAUGCAAUCUACCGUCGUGUCCAGCAUCUCAUCAAGGAAAUUGGACUUCCGUGUGAUGUCAUUGCGGAAAAGGAUGUCCGGCUGUUUUGUCGAGAAGCUGCCAACAUCAGCGUCAUCCGGGGCUCACGUAUUGCCGAUGAAUACGACAAAGCCUACCGAUGUGCUGCCUUUGGGGACUGCCUCGAAGUCCCGGGAACUCUCGUUGAACAUUACGUGGCACUGAGGGCCAUGGAGCGCUUCCACACUGAACACGGAUGCCUUCCCGUUGAAGUGGAAACGGACACAGCGCGCCUCAAGUAUUUAUCCGGAAAACUCUUUGCUGAACUCAACAUUGGCUCAAGUCUCAGCGAUGAACUUGCCCAUGAACUGUGUCGCUUUGGGGGCGCCGAAGUGCAUUCGGUGUCCUCCUUUAUGGGUGGAUGUGUUGCACAGGAGGUCAUCAAGAUCAUCACGCGGCAAUUUAAGCCCAUCAACAAUACAUUCAUCUACAAUGCAAUUAAAUGCGAAACAGCGACUUAUGAGUUGUAAAAUUAUAUUGAAAUCAUUGAAGAAUUUAAACAUUUUUUAGGCUUUCAA